AUAAAGUCACUCAAUUGAAACACCAUUACAGCCGGGAGUUUCCGAUCCAGUCCGUAAUAAAUUGUUGUGUGGCUAUCUGCGUGGCCACGAUUACAAUUCUUAAACAUUCUUCUGGGACACUUAAUCCUCUACUCAAACAAGUCAAAGUAUCACUUUCACAAAUACUCUCUCAAUUCUUAUAAGCAAAUUUUAACUUUUAAGUUCCUUAAAUAAUUGAUGUAGGAGUCUACAUAUAAUCUGAAUAGACUCACACACGUUCCGUUCGUUCCUUCUCCCCAACCCAAACUGUCAUGCUGUCUGCCUCACUCCUUCAACCUGCAGAAAUUAUGGAGGCAGCAGAGGCACCAAUUCCCUCAGAGUCAGAGUCAUUAUGGGAUCAGAUUACCAAAUUCACAGCCACUAUGAAUGCGGCAUACAAAAGAAAGCCAAUCCCUUAUUGGAUUCUUCUUUUUCUCGGCAUCAUUGCAAUGGUGGUGGCAUUUCCUGCUUCCAGCAUUCUAUCUCGUGUUUAUUACGCCAAUGGUGGCCAGAGCAAGUGGAUCAUAUCUUGGAUAGCGGUUGCUGGAUGGCCUCUAAUUGCAUUCAUAUUGUUUCCUACAUACUUCAUUACCAAAACCUUUCCGACUCCUCUCGGCUUCAAACUGUUUCUGUCUUACAUUGUUUUGGGUUUCCUAAGUGCUGCUGAUAAUCUCAUGUAUGCUUAUGCUUACGCUUACCUACCUGCAUCUACUGCUGCUCUUGUUGCCUCGUCGUCUCUUGUGUUUUCUGCACUUUUCGGAUACGUUCUAGUCAAUAACCGGAUGAAUGCUUCUAUAGUAAACGCCCUUUUUGUGAUAACUGCUGGAUUGACCAUCAUUGCUUUGGAUUCAAGUUCAGAUAAAUACGAUAACAUAAGCAACAGUCAAUACGUUAUGGGAUUGGUAUGGGAUGUUUUAGCUUCUGCUCUUCACGGACUUAUUUUUGCACUCUCCGAGCUGGUUUUCGUGAAACUAGGACGAAGAUCGUUUGUCGUUGUUCUGGAACAGCAAAUCAUGGUUUCAUUGUUUGCAUUUCUGUUUACCAGUAUAGGGGUGAUUGUAAGCGGUGACUUUCGAAGAAUUUCAUCCGAGGCUACUACCUUCAAAGGAGGUAAAAGUGCUUAUUAUCUUGUUCUUAUUUGGGGUGCAGUUACUUUUCAGUUGGGGGUUUUAGGGGCAACUGCUGUGAUUUUCUUGGCUUCAACUGUGCUUGCUGGUGUACUUAAUGCAGUAAGAACACCAGUAACAAGUAUUGCUGCUGUUAUUCUGUUACAUGAUCCAAUGAGUGGUUUCAAAAUCCUAUCACUAUUGAUUACCUUUUGGGGAUUUGGCUCAUAUAUUUAUGGCAGUUCAAUGGAUCAUAAACAAUCUUAAGAGUUGCUCCCUAAAUUGGGCUCCAUUUCAUAUCCUCUUAAAAAAUUAUGAAUAUUUGAGUAUAUUUUUAUUUGUAUGUGCAAGUUACAGAGUUUUGAAUUGAACAUGCCAUAAAUGCUAGAUGCAUACCUAGAACAUACCAAGUGGAAGUAAUCAUAGGAAAUUGUAAUUCUACCACACCACAUUUAUACAAUCUACCAUAUUUUUAUUUCAA
This is a messenger RNA of Lathyrus oleraceus (garden pea), 1605 nucleotides long. RefSeq names its product probable purine permease 5. Gene Ontology annotation, cellular component: membrane. Bases 291 to 1391 code for a protein of 366 amino acids. Gene Ontology annotation, molecular function: purine nucleoside transmembrane transporter activity. The transcript has 2 exons. The record is from RefSeq and is a predicted model, not a curated record. NCBI's taxonomy places the organism in Eukaryota, Viridiplantae, Streptophyta, Magnoliopsida, Fabales, Fabaceae.